AUGCUUCGUGGUCGAGAUUUCACCCGGUUGUUCUUGACCAGGUCACAGGCUCGUCCACGUCUCUUAAUUCUCCUUGAAGAAGACGGUCCUGAGUGGAGCUGGAACAUCUACUCGUCGCCUCAGCCUCAGAAUCCAUAUGAGAAGUCUUCUCUUGUAGUAUCUGCCAAUUUUCAUACAAAGAUCCCUAGAUAUACUUUUGACCACGGUUGUGCCUAUGCCUCUGGUUUGAUACUUUUCCCUAACAUGUGGUUCCCAAACAGGUAUUUUGAUGUGGUAUGUGACCCUAUGACAGGACAGUAUGCGAUCUUACCUGAAGUGAACAAAUACAGUAAUGCGUCGCCAAGCUUUUUAGGGUUUGAUCCGUUUGGGAAGCAAUUCAAGGUAUUCGCGGAGGGUCUGAGAAAUUCAAAAACAUUGAUCUUGGACGAUGUCGACAUGCAUGCUACUAAAUUGGUAAACUAUAAAGGUAAAUUAGGUGGGAUUAGUUGGGAGUAUGGUAAAGAUGAUAUUGGAAGGCGUGUGCUUGAGUUAAGAAUGUGGGUUAAAGAGGAUGUCGAGGAACCAGAAUGGUUGGAACAUGUCUACACUUUGUCGGAUGAUAAAAUUGUUGAUGAAGAAGUUUUCGUUGCUGGAGUGACUGCUAGAGGUGAUAUUGUUUUGUCAAUGAAUAGGAGAACUACAUGCAAACCGUUCUAUGUUUUCUACUUCAAUCCCGAAAGCAACGCUCUCCAAAAUGUUGAAAUCGAAGGUUUUGGUGAGCUUCAUCGUAGAAUUAUAAUAUUUGUAGACCAUGUAGAGGAUAUUCGUACGUUGAAUAUCAUCAAGACAAGUGCCAGAACGGAAGCGUAA
Messenger RNA from Microthlaspi erraticum, 849 nucleotides. The record is from the annotation of a GenBank genome assembly. Lineage: Eukaryota; Viridiplantae; Streptophyta; Magnoliopsida; Brassicales; Brassicaceae.